AUGGCCAGACUAAAGAGAAAGACAAAGACAGAUGAAGAGGAUUUUGAUAUUGAUGUAGAUGUAGAUGUAACAGAAGCAACGGCAACAAAGACAAAGACAAAGAAUGAGAAGAGGACAAAGAAGGAGAAGGGAGAUACAUCAGAGGGUAUACUCAAUAUAUUGGAUGAUAUGAGUGAUAGUGAUCUAAAGGUUGUAAAGAGGUCAAAGCCAAAUAGUAGCAAAGACAGUAGUAUUACAGUCGACGACAAGAAGAAGAAAACUACAAAAGAGAGAGGCAGCAGUAGAAAGAAAGAUAAAGCAACAACAAGUCAAUCAUCAAUAAUCAAUCAUUUCACAACAACAAAACAUGUUAAGCAUGUUGAUGUCCAACCCGUUGGAGCAGACGAGUCACCAAUCGAUAUAGAGAGUCCAAAGAGCAAUGAUGAGAACCAUGACGUCAACAAGAUACCUUCACCAACAACAACGACGGACGGCAAGCCUGUGGUGAAACUGCAUCCAUUCUUUCAAUGCGAGCAAGAUCUGAGUAGGAAGAAGGAACGAAUAUCUAAACGAGAGGAGAACCAGAAGUUGCUGGAACAGAAGUUACACACGGGCCCCGUGGCCGAAAUGUUCCUCAGCAAGAAGGAGCGCGACAUUGAGUAUGUGGAGAAGCUGCAGAACGACUUUAGGAAUGGCGUGAUCAAGUCGUCCGAGGACCAUGCCCUGAUCAAUGCCGGCAAGCCAGUGCAUCCAUUCUUCCAGCAACAGAGAAUAGCUGCGCAGCAGAGCGCGGUGACAGCCGCGGCCAACAGCAAACAACCGAUCGACAUUGAUGACCUUCGUCUUUAUUAUUUAUGCGACUACCCCGGUCAUGACAGCGCACACAUCGGGUGGACACCAAGUGUCACCUCGCUCAUAUCGCCCACACAACGUCUGGAGCGCCUUUCCCUGUCAUCCUCAAACAUUGAAUACAAUGGACUUUGGCUGGAACCCAACUCACUGAUCGGAAGCUUCACAUCGAUGCUGGAAGCAUACGCACCACCCUCCUCCCAAGAGUCGAUCAUACCCUCAUCGUGCGAAGCAACAACAACAACCCCUCAGCCAAUCGUUGUUGAUGUAGAUGUACCUCAAGUUGUGGAUGUUGUUGAUGUGGAUGUGGAGGCGAAGCCAGCAUCUCAGAAAUUGGUACCAAUCAAUGAUGUACUCAACAACAAUAACUUGAUAACAUUGUUUGCGCUGCUAUCUGGUCAUGGUAUCACAUUUACAUUCACUUUGGAGCAACUCAUAGAGUCAUUCUACACAUUCAAAGAGGCACUGGGCACUGAUGGAUCGUCCAGCUCUGCGCUCUGGACCGAUCACUACUUUCCCAGGGUUCGAACACUUGGCGUGGACAACAAAGAGCAGCACCAAAUGCUCACCGAUUGGUUUGGAUGCUGGCGCGAGAAGGACCAACUGCGAUACAGCACGUCGAGUGCGGGAAAGAGAAAGAAGAAGGGACAGGGCGCUGGCGGCGAGUUGAGCUCGACGAUUGUCAUCUGUGGUCCGUAUGGAUGCGGCAAGACAUCAAUCAUAUACUCGCUGUGCAAGCAGCACUCUUAUCAGAUAUUGGAAGUUAAUCCGUCCAGCAGGCGAAGUGGCAAAUACAUCAUGGAUAUGUUUGGUGAGGCGACCCAAUCAAAGAGCUUGAAUGGGUUCAAAUCGAUCUCAACAGCAACAGACAUGUCUUCCGCUAAUGGCAGUGCAAACAUGGUACUAUUUGAAGAGGUGGACACACUCUUUGAAGAUGACCGUGGCUUCUUUAAUGCGCUCUCCAACCUCACCAACAUAUCAAAGAUCCCUAUUGUAAUUACUUGUAAUGAGUUGACACCAUCAAUCAGAAGCCUGAUAGCCAACAAUGACCUUUGUUUGUUACAGUUUGACAAACAGUCUCCACUCGCUGUUAUAUUACAACUAUACUUUACACUGUUUGUCGAGGGAAGACUGUCACCUGGACAUCUUACUCAUGAGCAAUUUGGCCAUCUGUUGCGCUUUGUCGAGUUGAACCAAUGUGAUGUCCGCAAGUGCAUGUACAAUCUACAAUUCAUCUCACUCAGACCUUUCAACAAUAUCAACCUCUAUCAAGUCGACCAUCUACUACAACGAUACCAGGGUGCCAACAACCUACUGGUUGGACGUAUUCCCCCGCCUCCAGCGCCCAGUAGCAGCCAACAGACCGAUCCAACCCUUUCCUCCUCCCCCUCCAACAAUCACUCAACGAUCAAUGAUCGACUAGCCUUAAACAGAGCGGCCGACAGUCAAGACGUUGACAUAUACUUUUGCAACUACAUAACUUACAGUUGCAACCUUGCUACCAGCCAGCCAGAUACUCUUGAAAGCCUGUGGAAGGUUUCCAAUGAUCUAUCAUUCAACGAUAUCAUCACAGCUGGCCAACCAAACGAACAAAUAACACUUGUGGCGGACGAACUAAAUGAGAUUGAUGACAACUCUCCGACGUUUAUCCAACAUCCAUUGUCAUUACAUGAUAUGAAUGGUGCCACGGUACCAACCAGUCUUCGGACAUUGCAACAGACACAACAACAACUGGAUAUUGCAUCAAUCAUUGCAUUGUAUUCACUAUCAAUCAACUUGUUUGAUCGACAACAACAAGAUACAAAGAUUGAUAAUGCGCCAUUCAUUUUGGAUAUUGAACCCAACAACAAGUAUAGGAUACCCAACGAUUUCCAUCAACAGCCGUCCUGCUUUGCCGAACUCAUCGAUCAACUUGUGAUGGACUCUAGAUCAGUACUCACAUCCCGUCAACUUACAACCGAGUACCAGCCAGCACUCCGAACAAUAUGUGAAGCUGAGUUCAAACGGAAGCAAGCCAAUCCAAAGAGAGGCAAUCGAUUUACUCAUUACUUGGACAUUGAUGAUCACGAGUCUGAGCUGAUACUCGCCAGUGGUUUCUUUACCUAG
Messenger RNA from Acytostelium subglobosum LB1, 2934 nucleotides. RefSeq lists its product as hypothetical. Gene Ontology annotation, cellular component: nucleus. The record is from RefSeq and is a predicted model, not a curated record. Bases 1 to 2934 code for a protein of 977 amino acids. Gene Ontology annotation, molecular function: ATP hydrolysis activity; ATP binding; DNA binding. Lineage: Eukaryota; Evosea; Eumycetozoa; Acytosteliales; Acytosteliaceae. The transcript is spliced from 4 exons.